AUGGCUUCGGCCGAGGCUUCCAAGGCUCCAAACAAGGUAUAUGGUUCCUUUAGUAAGCUGCCUGAUAUUUCAGAAGGUGCUCGUGUCGAGAAACGCCCCCUAACCAGGCGCCAGCCGCCGGCAUCAUCCAAAUCUCGCAUCAUCUACGUGUCUUCAAGGACACCGUUCAUGGCUGUGGUCAAACGCGCCCGUAAACAGCUUGACGACUCACUCAAGACCACUGGCGCAGCACCCAAGUACGCGUCCCUACAUUCGCGUGUUGAGGCGCUGCAGCGUAGCAGCGGUGGAGAUGCAGACAGUGCUGCCGUGACACUCGCAGGAACGGGUAGAGCCAUUGAGAAGAUCCUCGCGGUCGCGAGUUGGUUUGAGCAGGAGGGAGACUGUGAGGUGGAGAUCACAACAGGAACCGUCGGAGCCGUGGACGAUGUGGUGGCCAGUGGAGACGAGGAGGACCAGAGUCGCCUGAGGAAGCUCAGUUGUCUGGAACUCCGGAUUAAGCUCAAGUGA
Molecule: messenger RNA, 507 nt
Organism: Fusarium mangiferae
Lineage: Eukaryota; Fungi; Ascomycota; Sordariomycetes; Hypocreales; Nectriaceae
Exons: 2
Coding region: 1-507 (168 amino acids)
Biological process (GO): intronic box C/D snoRNA processing; rRNA processing; nuclear-transcribed mRNA catabolic process, RNase MRP-dependent
Cellular component (GO): ribonuclease MRP complex; nucleolar ribonuclease P complex
Molecular function (GO): RNA binding
Source: RefSeq, a predicted model, not a curated record